This is a messenger RNA of Fomitiporia mediterranea MF3/22, 2222 nucleotides long. Its product is annotated as alpha/beta-hydrolase. The record is from RefSeq and is a predicted model, not a curated record. Bases 461 to 1939 code for a protein of 492 amino acids. NCBI's taxonomy places the organism in Eukaryota, Fungi, Basidiomycota, Agaricomycetes, Hymenochaetales, Hymenochaetaceae. Gene Ontology annotation, molecular function: serine-type carboxypeptidase activity. Gene Ontology annotation, cellular component: fungal-type vacuole. Gene Ontology annotation, biological process: proteolysis. The transcript is spliced from 12 exons.
AUGCUACAGGCGGGGUUGAAGGACGACGGCGACGCUUGGAUGGGGAGAGGCAAGGAGAGAGAGAUGACGCGCGAUAGGGCAGAGCUGUGUGAUCAACGCUAUGGACUGGGCGAUCGGCAGCGGCCGCGCGCUCCUCCCCAAGUUGCUUCAAGUCGAGUGAAGUCCUUUAUUACAGUCGACUUGCUCGUUCACGUUAUCCGAUGCCGACCGCCAUCCGCCCGUCUGUCUGUUCGCCUGACUGUUGUGUUCUUCCAUUUGAUGCUGUCUGCUUUGGAGAGUGCGCGUGCUUAUCGGACUGGGCUGAGGACCAUAUGGAUGCUUUGUUCGAUAGCUGCGCUUAUUUAUAAAACAAAUUCCGAGACCGUCCAUCUCCAGCCUCUUCUUAUAUCAACCACAAUGCAUCAUCUGUCCUUUCUUCAGAGGGCUCCUCCCUUCUCUUCCACACCCGCGGCCCUUCGCUAUGCUUGCCCGUACUUCACGCGUAGCUGCCUUGCUCCUAGUAGCCUUCACGUCGCUGGCGUCCCUUGUCAACUCGUCUCCUCUCGUUAACCACGACCUCGCCCCGGUCCACAAUGUCUUCAUGUCCAAAAGGCAGGAUGACACAAAACUCCGCUUCGUGAAAGACUCGGGCGUGUGCGAGACGACACCUGGUGUCGGUCAGAUCUCGGGCUACAUCGACGUUGGUCCGAAUAUGUCCAUGUGGUUUUGGUUCUUUGAGGCAAGGCAUGACCCAGAGACGGCUCCCUUCACGCUUUGGCUGAACGGAGGUCCAGGCUGUUCGUCAAUGAUCGGGCUUUUUCAAGAGAACGGACCAUGCAAUGUCAACCCUGAUGGCGAAACGACCACUCUGAAUCCAUACAGCUGGAAUAAUAUCAGCAACAUGAUCUACAUCGACCAGCCUAUUGGAACCGGCUUUUCCUUCGGCACGGACACUGUCAACAGCACACAAGCAGCCGCUCCAUUCGUCUGGACAGCCUUCCAAAUCCUCUUCGAGAGUGGACAGUUCAGCAAGUUCAAAAGUCGCGAGUUCGUGUUCGCAACGGAAAGUUACGGAGGACACUACGGACCAGCGUUCGUUACGUAUUUCGAUCAGCAAAACGAGCUUAUCGCGAAAGGGACGAUCGAAGGCGAGCCAAUCGUAGUCAGCGCUUUGCUCAUCAACAACGGUUGGUACGACCCACUCCUACAAAACAAGGCCUACGUCGACUUUGCUACAAACGCCCCUGGCUACGGUCCCUUACAAUCUCCUGACGUUCUCAAGAAGCUAAACCAGUCGUUCUACGAGCCAGGUGGAUGUAGAGAUCAAGAACUGGCAUGUUACGAAGCAAGCAAAGAGGAUGCUGAAGGCCUGCAUGGCGCUGGGAACAGUUCGUUCAGCGACGCAGUAUGUAUAAAAGCUGAUAACUUUUGCGUGGAAAACGUCUUCGUCCCUGCUGUAGGCGACCGCGACUCCGACGACCUCCGACAAAACAGCUCUGCACUCUUCCCUCCGGAGUUCUACCUCAAACUCCUCGCUAACGAGACGACAAAGAAGAAGAUUGGAGCGGAGAGCACGUAUGGUGAGUGUCUGGAUGCGCCAUUUGAGUUGUUUGCAAGGACGGGGGAUGAUGCGAGGACUCUACUCCCGGCGCUUGGUGCACUGGCGAAUUCAGGGUUGAAGAUGCUCAUAUGGGCUGGUGACGCAGACAUCAACUGUAAUUGGCUCGGCGGGCAUGCAUCCGUACUCGCAAUGGACUGGUUCGGCAGUAAACAACUGCACGCGACGCCUUUCACGAAUAUGACGAUUCACGGGGAAGCCGUAGCUGCUAUUCAGAACGUGCAUAACUUCUCGUUUGCGAGAGUGUAUCAGGCUGGACAUGAAGUGCCUGCUUUUCAACCUGAGGCUGCGUUUGUGAUUUUUGAGCAGAUGAUUAAUGGGGAGCAGCUGCACUCUGUCUAACAAUGGAAAUGAUAUCGGCGAAAAAUACGUCAUCAGGUCUGGCUUUUCUGUCUUUAGGCUAUGUACACUGUACAGAUAGAUAGUCAGAUUGUAAGACUGUUUCCGAAUGCUCUUGGCAAUGGCAAUGGCAUGUGGUGAAAGACUGAUAGAACGACGGAAUCGCGGAGUGGAAGUGCGGAACGAGUAGAAGGGAGCUGUUACAGGGCCGGUAGUACAUUCACGAGAUGGAAUAUCAGUGUGAUUGACUAUCAGUGUGAUUGAAUAUCAAUCUAUUUUUGAGCUG